Molecule: messenger RNA, 5641 nt
Organism: Artibeus jamaicensis (Jamaican fruit-eating bat)
Lineage: Eukaryota; Metazoa; Chordata; Mammalia; Chiroptera; Phyllostomidae
Gene: MAP3K5
Product: mitogen-activated protein kinase kinase kinase 5
Exons: 30
Coding region: 339-4466 (1375 amino acids)
Biological process (GO): MAPK cascade; protein phosphorylation; intrinsic apoptotic signaling pathway in response to oxidative stress
Molecular function (GO): MAP kinase kinase kinase activity; ATP binding
Source: RefSeq, a predicted model, not a curated record
CGCCGCCGAGCUGGUUUGCGAGUCGACUCGUUCGCCCGCCGAGAGAAGGAAGCGCGGUCUCUCCCGUUCCCGCUCAGCCCGCUUCUCCACCCCUUGUACUUUACUCCCAGAAGCGGGCGAGCAGCGCGGCCACGGAGGCGCCGAGGAAGGGCGAGACGCCGCCGGGUAGCGGCGUCCCUUUGGAAGAAAGGGCGCCGGAGAGGAGGCGUCGGCGCGUCGCGGAAGGCGCGACGCGCGAUGGCAGCUGCUUAGCCCGGCGCGCCCGGAGCAGCCCGGAGCUGUGGCUGCCCAGACGGUGCGGCUGGACUGGGGACGCCGCUGCAACCCGCCCGGGAAGGAUGAGCACGGAGGCUGGCGAGGGCAUCACUUUCUCCGUGCCACCCUUGGCCCCCUCGGUCUUGUGCGCCUUCGCCGAGGGCGGCAUUUGCCGGACGGGAGGAGCGGUGGCGGACGGCGAGGAGAGCCGGCCACCACCGCCGCCACCGGGCAGCUUCUGGAAUGUAGACAGUGCCGCUGCCCCUGGCGCUAGCUGUCCCGCUGCCCUUUCCGCGAGCAGCGCCACCCGUUGCCGGGGCAACUCUGGUGGUGGAGGUGGCCGACGGACCACAGUGGCAUAUGUGGUCAACGAAGAGAGCCAGGGGCAGCUGGUGGUAGCCGAGAGCGAGGCCCUGCAGAGCCUGCGGGAGGCGUGCGAGACGGUGGGCGCUACACUGGAGACACUCCAUUUUGGUAAACUGGACUUUGGGGAGACCACGGUGUUGGACCGUUUUUACAAUGCAGAUGUCGCCGUGGUGGAGAUGAGUGACGCCUUCCGGCAGCCAUCCUUGUUUUACCACCUUGGAGUGAGAGAAAGUUUCAGCACGGCCAACAACAUCAUCCUCUACUGUGAUACUGACUCAGACUCUCAGCAGUCACUGAAGGAAAUCAUUUGCCAGAAGAAUAAUAUGUGCACUGGAAACUACACGUUUGUCCCGUACGUGAUAACACCACACAACAAGGUCUACUGCUGUGACUGCAGCUUCAUGAAGGGGCUGUCAGAGCUCAUGCAGUCCAACUUCGAGCUGCUUCUUGGACCCAUCUGCUUGCCUCUGGUGGAUCGUUUCAUUCAGCUGCUGAAGGUGGCACAGGCAGGUUCCAGCCAGUUUUUCCAGGAAUCUAUAAUCAAUGAUAUCAGAAAAGCUCGUAAUUUAUACACUGGUAAAGAACUAGCAGCUGAAUUGGCAAGAAUUCUGCAGCGAAUAGAUAAUAUUGAAGUCUUGACAGCAGAUAUUGUCAUAAAUCUUUUACUUUCCUACAGAGAUAUCCAGGAAUACGAUUCGAUCGUGAAGCUGGUAGAGACGUUAGAAAAGCUGCCCACCUUUGACCUGGCCUCCCAUCAGCAUGUGAAGUUUCAUUAUGCAUUUGCACUGAACAGGAGAAAUCUCCCUGGAGACAGAGCAAAAGCUCUUGAUAUCAUGACUCUCAUGGUUCAAAGUGAAGGGCAAAUAGCUUCAGAUAUUUACUGUCUAGUUGGUCGAAUCUACAAAGAUAUGUUUUUGGACUCUAAUUUCACGGACACUGAAAGUAGAGACCAAGGAGCUUUUUGGUAUAAAAAGGCAUUUGAAAGUGAGCCAACACUACAGUCUGGAAUUAAUUAUGCAGUCCUUCUUCUAGCAGCUGGACACCAGUUCGAAUCUUCCCUUGAGCUCCGGAAAGUUGGAGUGAAGCUUAGCAGCCUUCUUGGUAAAAAGGGAAACUUGGAAAAACUCCAGAGCUACUGGGAAGUUGGAUUUUUCCUGGGGGCCAGUGUUCUAGCCAAUGACCACAUGAGAGUCAUUCAGGCAUCUGAGAAGCUUUUUAAACUGAAGACACCAGCAUGGUACCUCAGGUCUAUUGUGGAGACCAUUUUGAUCUAUAAACAUUUUGUGAAAGUGACAACAGAGCAGCCCGUGGACAUACAGGAGCUCAUGGACUUCUGGAUGGACUUCCUGGUCGAGGCCACAAAGACAGAUGUUACUGUAGUUAGGUUUCCAGUGUUAAUAUUAGAACCAACCAAGAUAUAUCAACCUUCAUAUUUGUCUAUCAACAAUGAAGUUGAGGAAAAGACAAUCUCUAUUUGGCACGUGCUGCCUGAUGACGAGAAUGGUAUACAUGAGUGGAAUUUCAGUGCUGCUUCUGUCAGGGGAGUGAGUAUUUCUAAAUUUGAAGAACGAUGCUGUUUUCUUUAUGUGCUUCACAAUUCUGAUGAUUUCCAAAUCUAUUUCUGUACCGAACUUCAUUGUAAAAAGUUUUUUGAAAUGGUGAACACCAUUACCGAAGAGAAGGGGCGAGGCGUGGAGGAAGGGGACUGUGAAGGAGACUCCCUGGAGUAUGACUAUGAAUACGAUGAAAACGGCGACAGGGUCGUUCUGGGAAAAGGCACUUACGGGAUAGUCUACGCAGGUCGAGACCUGAGCAACCAGGUCAGAAUCGCGAUUAAGGAAAUCCCAGAGAGAGAUAGCAGAUACUCCCAGCCUCUGCAUGAAGAAAUAGCAUUGCAUAAGCACCUGAAGCACAAGAAUAUUGUCCAGUAUCUGGGUUCGAUCAGUGAGAAUGGUUUCAUUAAGAUCUUCAUGGAGCAGGUUCCAGGAGGGAGCCUUUCCGCUCUCCUUCGUUCCAAAUGGGGCCCACUGAAAGACAAUGAGCAAACUAUUGCAUUUUAUACAAAGCAAAUACUCGAAGGAUUAAAAUACCUCCACGACAAUCAGAUAGUUCACCGGGACAUAAAGGGUGACAAUGUGUUGAUUAAUACCUAUAGUGGUGUUCUCAAGAUCUCAGACUUCGGGACAUCAAAGAGGCUUGCUGGCAUAAACCCAAGUACUGAAACUUUUACUGGCACCCUUCAGUAUAUGGCACCAGAAAUAAUAGAUAAAGGACCAAGAGGCUAUGGAAAGGCAGCAGACAUUUGGUCUUUGGGCUGUACCAUCAUUGAAAUGGCCACCGGAAAACCACCCUUUUAUGAACUGGGAGAACCACAAGCAGCUAUGUUCAAGGUGGGGAUGUUUAAAGUCCACCCGGAGAUCCCGGAGUGCAUGUCAGCAGAGGCCAAGGCUUUCAUCCUGAAGUGUUUUGAGCCAGACCCUGAUAAGAGAGCCUAUGCUAACGACUUGCUCGUUGAUGAGUUCCUAAAAGUUUCAAGCAAGAAGAAAAAGACACAACCUAAGCUUUCAGCCCUUUCACCUGGAUCAAAUGAAUACCUGCGGAGCGUGUCCUUGCCGGUGCCCGUCCUGGUGGAGGACACGAGCAGCAGCAGUGAGUACGGCUCGGUUUCCCCCGACACGGAGCUGAAGGUGGACCCCUUCUCUUUCAAAACCAGAGCCAAGUCCUGCGGAGAGAAGGAUGUAAAAGGAAUGCGGACCCUCUUUCUGGGCAUUCCAGACGAAAAUUUUGAGGACCACAGCGCCCCACCUUCUCCUGAGGAAAAAGACUCCGGGUUCUUUUUGCUGAGGAAGGACAGCGAAAGACGGGCCACCCUUCACAGGAUCCUGAAGGAGGACCAAGACAAAGUUGUGAGGAACUUAAUGGAGUCUUUGGCGCAGGGGUCUGAGGAACCGAAACUAAAAUGGGAGCACGUCACAACCCUGGUCAUGAGCCUCAGAGAGUUUGUGAGAUCCACCGACCGCAAAAUCAUAGCCACCACACUGUCGAAGCUGAAGCUAGAGCUUGACUUCGACAGCCACGGCAUCAGCCAGGUCCAGGUGGUACUCUUCAGUUUUCAGGAUGCUGUCAAUAAAGUUCUUCGGAACCAUAACAUCAAGCCACACUGGAUGUUUGCCUUAGACAGUAUCAUCCGGAAGGCGGUACAGACAGCCAUUACCAUUCUGGUCCCAGAACUGAGGCCGCAUUUUGGCCUUGCCUCUGAGAGCGAUACUGCAGAUCAGGAAGACUUGGAUGCAGAAGAUGAUCGCGAGGAACAGCCCUUAAAUCGAAUCGUCCGAAGUCCUCGAGCCAUUAUUGAAGAUGCUGUGGCUACCUCAGGAGUGAGCACGCUCAGUUCUACUGUUUCCCACAAUUCCCAGAGUGCUCACCGGUCUCUGAAUGUACAGCUUGGAAGAAUGAAAAUAGAAACAAACAGGUUACUGGAAGCACUGAUUCAGAAAGAGAAAGAAUUACAAGCACUCCUGCGUCACGCUAUUGAAGAAAAAGACCAAGAAAUUAAACACCUGAAGCUUAAGUCCCAACCAAUAGCUGUUCCUGGGUUGCCUGAGCAUCACUCAUCUUCUGGCACAAGUACCAAAGACUCUGAACUUACCGACUGGCUCAGAGACAGUGGAGCUGAUGAAGACACUGUCAGUCAGUUUUUGGCUGAGGAUUACUCACUAGUGGAUGUUCUCUACUAUGUUACACGCGAUGACUUGAAAUGCCUGAGGCUAAGGGGAGGGAUGCUCUGCACACUGUGGAAGGCCAUCACGGACUUUCGAGACAGACAGACAGACAAACAGACUUGACCAUCGCUCAGUUUGUUUCCAGCCUUCCCUGGGGAUUCUAACAGCUAACCCGGAACUGGUCUUAAGGGAAGAAGAAUCCAAAGGAGAGGAGAAAGAAACUGCACUUUAAAUCCAGUAUUUGUUUACUUGUGUUAAAAAAAAUAGACAAAGUACACUGAAACUUCUAGAUGCUUCUAUUUCUAUAAUUCAUAAGGACUCCUUGUAAAGACUCUCAAAAUAAUCCCAAAUACUAGGAUAUUUAGGAUUAUUUUACUCUAAACAUUUUAAUGGAAAUAUUUUGCACUCAGCAGCUACUGCGCUUCAGCCAAACGUUUGUUUCACACGAACCAGAUGUAACAUUUCACGUGAUCACACGUCACUGGGACAAAACCAAAAUGUGACCCCAGCAUUUCAGGCCUUUGUGUGUGUGUGAUGCGCCCUGACGAUCUGAGUAGAAAUGCAUAGUUUCGAUUAUUGUAUAGUUUGUCUUUUAAAUAUGCAAAAUCUGAGAGCAAUGGUUCUUACUUACCUGUGUUAAUUGUAAUAUUAACUAUAUUUUGUAACUUAAGUUUCUGGCCUAAAGUGCAUUGGUCUGAGUCCUUUUCGUUACUACUGAACUGUACCAGUUGCACAUGCCUGAGUCAUAGUAAAGUCAGCUUGUUCUAAAGCUAUCCAUUGUGUCGCACUUGCUCCAAAAAGGACAAAGGACUCAACCUGCAGCUUUGAUAAAUUCUAAAGAAUUCUCAUUUUGUUUUGACAAACUAGCUAGAUUACUGUGUCAAAGUUCUAGUUGUUUAUUCAGCUAUAAUGUUAAAAAGAAUCUGUCUUCUAUCCAAGUAAUAGAAGAACAACUGAUACCCAAGUCCUUCCCCAGGGCAACCGAGUGGUAAGAAAGAGGGCAAAGGAAAAAGAAAAGAAAGCGCAUUGUCCUCAGGGCCCUGAGUGACCUUGGGUGAGGGCUGUGCAUCUCCAAGGACUGGCAAGAACAGCCCCCCCCCGCCCCUGAGACACUGCAUUUCCUGUCACCUCAGUUGUACUUCUCAUGUUAAGGGAAACAUUUGAAGCUGAAUAUUAUAUUUUAUAAGCCUGCCCACAUUGAUAGGAUAAAGUCUGCAGUUCCUAGAUGGAUCAGUGAGAUACGGUUUGUUGAAUAUAGAUACUUUAUUAUGCAAGAUAACAAGAAUAGACCCAUUCAC